CACAUGCAUCCUGGUUUUAUUAGAUCGAUUCUCAAAGUUUUCACAUCUUUUGCCCCCCAAGGGUUUACUGACUGCCUUGGAGACAGCAGACCUGCUCUUCAACCACAUCUUCAAAUAUUACGGCAUUCCCGAAGACAUUGUCUCAGACCGAGGCCUACAAUUCUUCUCCACUUUUUUAUGCUUCUAGGUGUGAUUGUCAGCCUCACCUCACAUCAUCCACAGGCUGACAGACAGACAGAGAGGAGGAUAUAAGAGAUAUAAGAGAUUUCCUGCGAACCUUCUGCCAUGGCCACCAGUUUCUGGGCUGGGCAGAGUACACUCAGGUUGCACUGGACUCACUCCCUUCCAGUGCAUACUUGGUUACCAGUCCACACUAUUCCUCUAGUCUGGGGAACCAUCUGAUGUCCACCCAGCUGAGACCCCCCAUAUAUCAGCUGGGUCAAAAGGUUUGACUGUCGACAAGACACAGAGGCUGCCGAGGUUCCUCAUUCCUAGUCCUGGACAGUUACUUUUCCACACAGUUUAGUUAGCUCUAAUUAAACACACCUGAAUCAACUAGUCUUGGUCUUUGCAUAUUUUUUAAAAAUGGCCAGGUAUGUCAUAAAUGUAAUCUCAGCAGCCAUUUUGCUGUUCAGGAGAAACUUGCUUUACUGACUCUGAGACACGCCUGUUUUACACACGACACAAACACAGAACCAGGAAACAGGAGUCCAUAAAACUGAAAGUGAAAGUGUAGUCGAGCUGUCGUGAGUUUGUGUCUCUGUAUUCAUGCAGUAAAAUGGCAGAAGCUAGAUUUUCUCAGGAUGAGUUCACUUGUCCAGUGUGUCUGGAUCUCCUGAUGGAUCCGGUGACCAUCCAGUGUGGACACAGUUACUGUAAGAGCUGUAUUACAGGCUGCUGGGAUCAGGAGGAUGAGAAGAGAGUCUACAGCUGUCCUCAGUGCAGACAGACCUUCAGACCCGCUUUAUCUAGAAACACCUUGCUGGCUGAAGUGGUGGAGAAACUGAAGAAGACCAAACUCUCUGCUGACUGUGACGCUGGAGCUGGAGAUGUUCAGUGUGACGUUUGUACUGGAAGAAAAUACAGAGCCGUCAAGUCCUGUCUGAUGUGUCUGGAGUCUUACUGUGAGAAUCACCUUCAACAACAUGAGAGUUGGUUUAAAGGAAAGAGACACAAUCUGACCGAAGCCACUGGACGACUGCAGGAGAUGAUCUGCCAGAAACACAAGAAGAUCCUUGAGGUUUUCUGUCGCACUGAUCAGAAGUGUAUAUGUGUGCUGUGUACGAUGGAUGAACAUAAAAACCACGACACUGUAUCAGCAGCAGACCAGAGGACAGAGAAACAGAAUCAGCUGAAGGAGACUCAGAAGACGCUCCAGCAGAGAGUCCAGCAGAGAGAGAAAGAUCUCCAGCGGCUGAGAGAGACUGUGGAGUCUCAUAAGCGCUCUGCACAGACAGCAGUGGAGGACAGCGAGAAGAUCUUUACUGAGAUCAUCUGCUCCAUUGAGAGAAGACGCUCUGAGCUGAUACGACUGAUCAGAGAUCAGGAAAAGCAAGCAGUGAGUCGAGCUGAAGGACGACUGGAGCGACUGGAGCAGGAGAUCAAUGAUCUGAGGAAAAGAGACGCUGAGCUGGAGCAGCUUUCACACACACAGGAUCACAUCCAGUUCCUGCAGAGUUUCCAAUCUCUAUCAGCAUCUUCUGAAUCUCCAGACAUAAAUGAUGUCACCUUCAGUUCUCUUGUCAUUUUUGAUGACCUGAAAGAAUCGGUCCAUCGCCUGAGAGACAAACUGGACGAUUUCUGCAAAGAGGAGCUGAAGAUCUUAGACAGAGAAACAUUCCCCUGCAUUGGUUUUUGGACGAGGAACGACUUCCGACAAUAUUCCCAUCAGCUCACUCUGGAUCCAAACACAGUAAAUAAACUACUCCGUCUGUCUGAGAGCAACAGAGUGAUUGCUAACACUGACACCGUUCAGUCAUAUCCUGAUCAUCCAGACAGAUUUAGUUAUUGGCCUCAGGUGUUGUGUAGAGAGAGUGUGUGUGGACGCUGUUAUUGGGAGCUGGAGUGGACUGGAGAUCGAGGUCUGGAUAUAUCAGUGGCAUAUAAGAGCAUCAUCAGGACGGGAGAAAGAUUAGAGUUUGCAUUUGGAUUCAAUAAUCAGUCCUGGAGUUUGUACUGCACUCCCUCCAGAUAUACAUUCAAACACAAUAACAUAAAGACAGAUCUCUCUGUAAAGUCCAUCAGCAGGAGAAUAGGAGUGUUUGUGGAUCACAGAGCAGGAACUCUGUCCUUCUACAGCGUCUCGGACACAAUGAACCUCAUCCACACAGUCCAGACCACAUUCACUCAGACACUCUAUCCUGGGUUCGGUGUUUAUAAUAAAUCAUCAUUAAAACUUUGUUGAUGAAUCAGAACAGAUUGACGAGAGAUUCUACCGAUAAUGAUGUUAUAGAGUAUCUUCUUUUAUCUUCAUUGCAUUAAUACUGCAGCUGAACAUCUGUAACUGAAAUAACGUGCUAGAAUAAAUGUGUGAAUUAAAUCCUCAUAUAGACAGUAAGAUCAGUGUGUAUGUGUUUUCUUAGCCUUUAUUUGUUCAUUGAGUUCAGUGUAGUAUCAAAUCAAUCAUGUUUUAUUAUUACUAUCAAAAUUUAAUUCAAACAAUAACACAUCAAUAAAUCAUUAUUCACCUCA
Puntigrus tetrazona (Sumatra barb) is the source of this 2691-nucleotide messenger RNA. RefSeq names its product tripartite motif-containing protein 16-like. Gene Ontology annotation, molecular function: protein binding; zinc ion binding. The record is from RefSeq and is a predicted model, not a curated record. NCBI's taxonomy places the organism in Eukaryota, Metazoa, Chordata, Actinopteri, Cypriniformes, Cyprinidae.